AAGUAACUUCCACGUAAUGUAUCGUGUGUGACAUGGCCUAAUGCUGACAUGUUUGUGUUGGACGUGUGGACCUUGAGCCGCUUUGUCGUUUUCUAUUCGUAAAAGAGCGAAUUUUACAUCCAGUAUCCGGUGGCUAGCACGAUGCUAACGUUUGCAAACACUGCACACACACACACACACACACACUUUCGGUAUGUCAACUAGUCGCCUCCUAACACUGUGGCAGUCCGUAGUGAGGCUCUCGUGCACUUUCACUUUCACCAUACGUGUCGUUAAACUUUAGCCCCGUUAGUCACACCUGUUGUGUUGUCACGAGUCGAACACAGCACCUGUUAUUCUCUGCUCUGGUGGAGCUGGACAUUUCUAGUUAGAUCUGUGGUUUGGUGAGAGGUAUGUAGUCUACCUUGGAAUCCCCCUCCUGGACUUUUAUUUUAUACUUCCUUUUUUUUUAAAAUCCUACCCUCAUUGUGAUUAUACUGUUCAGAGUAAUGUAUUUUGGGAGACUGUUGUGUCGUGUUGAGACAUAUUUCUAAUAAUCAAAGAGAAAGUAAUCAAAUCUAGUGUUUUGUCCACCCCAUUUACAAAGGUAGUGGAAUAAACUGAUUGUUAUUCAGCUUUGACUAUAGUGGUGUGUGUGUGUGUGUGUGUGUGUGUGUGUGUGUGUGUGUGUGUGUGUGUGUGUGUGUAUCAGACUUAUCUCUUCAUAGCUUCACAUAAAUGUCCUCAGAUGAUUACUUGAAAGGAUGGAGAAGCGAUUGAAAUGACAAAUCCGUGUGUUUUGAAUAUCUCUCACCCUGAACCCUAAACUUUAUGCAUAUAUGUUAAAGGUCUUAGCUGGUUCCACGGUAUUCAAAGUAACGCAAGUGGCACUGAAUGUAUUUUGCAGAAUCGCAUCACUUUUCAGUUAUUCUUUGAUGAUAAUUACAUUUGUAUCGUAUUUUAUUGAGACAAAAUAUUUGGACAGCUUGCGUUAGGAAGAACGUAUCUUUUGAGAUGAUUGUCGUUGUAUUCGAUGCAAACGGGGGAAACGCUUUUUGCAGAGAAUCAUUUUCAAACCUCUCAAAGUAAGUUAUCAACAGAAGUUGGCCUAUCAUAUUGGUAUAUUGUAUCAAUGCUAUCAUAGACAUGUUUCAAACAAUAGCUGGUCCCAUAACUGAUUUUGAUGGAAAUGCAGAUGGCAGUGGGGAUAUUAUUUUGAAAUAGUUUUUGAAGAAUCAUCAAGGCUGUAAAAUUUGGUCAGAAAUGUAUUAUUAGAUAAAUAAAUAAAUGACUGUCAUGUACAGUACACAGCAGCAAGACGGGAUUUGACAUGCACAAGUAUGCAGAAUGCCGGAAGCUUCGCUACCUGGAAUUAAUAGUAAAACAGCUCACAUAUUCAGUUUUUCUGCAUUUAUUUGUUUUAAAAGUAUUAAAGAGACAACACCCAAGCAGCUCCUCCCCUGGGGGAUUUAUUUCCACAAGCAUCGCCUAUAAACUAGUGUCAGAUUGGUAAGGAAGGCGUUGUGGUACGAACGUUUUGGAUUUCAAUUUGUUUUCUUUCUUGCUGAUACAAUUUCCCCAAACUUUUUUUUUUUUUUUUUUUUGCAAAAGCACAAUGAUCACAAAGGGGCAGUUGCAGCCUGGGCGUCAUAUGUUGUGUGUGUUUGUAUGCAGAGGGGAAGAACUUCAGACGAGGUGCACUGUUAAAUGAGUUCUACCACCAAAUUAUGCCUUGAUAAAGAAAUAGCAAUUUACUCUCAAAAUGUGAUAAAUAGUGCGAGCGCAGUCGUUUGAGGAAUAAAUGUUGCAAAUGUUGAUUAUUAAUUAAGUGCGUGGCUAAUAUGGAGGAUUGCUGGCUGAUGCCGCUUCAGAGCUGCCCGGCUUUUUGGACUCUUCUGGCUCAUUGUUUUGGUUUUACAGGAACGUACUGUGUGGUUCAAACAGCAGCAGGUAUCUAUUUUUAGCCAACAAGCUCUGCUAAACCCACUGUACACUCUUUCCCCAGCACCAAACUGCACACAAAGUGAGCAACUAACAAGCGAGCAUCUAGCGAGAGAUCCAGAGAGGUUUCUCAGGGCUCGGUUGAGUCCAAAUCGGAGCAUAAAGGAGAGUAAACAAAGGACUUGCAUUCAUCAGAUGGCCAGAAACCCAAUAACAGUCCAUUUUUAGCUCACAUGUAAGCCAUCACAGCGUUGAAAGUCAAUGAUAUGUCAGGCUGCUGUUGGGUCCUCUUCCCCCCCCAAGUAACCAAAUACUCAGUUAAAGCAGCUUCAAAGGUUUGGUCUCCUCGCUAUUUCUACUUGAUCGUUUCUCUGCUAAAUGUGUGUUUGUUUACACACAACUUUUUAAAUUGUCUGACACUGUACUCUUUGUUGAGUCACUGGUCACUCACGUUGCUUUGAGUGUGAUAUUGUACCCUUUUAUUUUUUAUUUUUGAAAGCAAUUUUAUGACUGGUUGCCUACAUGUGGUGAUUUCUAGUUUCCUGGCUGAUCCCUUUUGAUCAAAUGAGUCAUAAGUGGAGGUGAGUGAAAUGUCGAGUUUGUCCCCUGUAGCACGGGUUCUUUGAGAAGCCGGCACUUAAUGAGUAGGAGGGAGAACGCGUAAGCAAUAGAGACAGAGCUAGUGAGUGAGCGAGAGAGGGAGGUGUGUCAUGCACUGGAUUACAACCAGUAUGUGUUUGGGAGACGGAGACUACUGCGACUUUUACGAGGCAUUGAGCUUUAAUUCAACCUUUUGUAAAAAGGGGUAGACAAAAGUUUCAGCAGAAAGUUGUACAGAGCACUGAUUCAGCGCUUUAAACAGGAGCCAUCGCUGGCACAGCAGAGCCCAGUAGACAGGAGGAGAGGGAGGGAUCGGAAGAGGAGCGCCCAGACCAACUGUCUACAGCCCUGGCUGGCAGCAUGGGUGAAGAAGGGCCUCCCAGCCUGGAGUACAUCCAGGCCAAGGACCUGUUCCCCCAGAAGGAGCUGGUGAAGGAGGAUGAAAGCCUUCAGGUGCCAUUCGCAGUUCUUCAGGGGGAAGGGGUGGAAUAUCUUGGCUGUGCCGAUGAGGCCGUCAUUGCCAUUUCUAACUACAGGCUCCACAUCAAGUUCAAGGACUCUGUCAUCAACACCUACCCAGGUGUGGACAGUGAGAUAUCUGUGCCUCUCAGGCUCAUAGAUAGCGUGGAGAGCAGAGAUAUGUUCCAGCUGCACAUCAUCUGCAAAGACUCCAAAGUUGUCAGAUGCCACUUUGCAACGUUCAAGCAAUGCCAGGAGUGGGUCAAGCGUCUGAACCGGGCCAAAGCUCACCCGUCCCGGCUGGAGAACCUGUUCGCUCUGGCCUAUCAUGCCUGGUGUCUGGGAGGCAACGCUGACGACGAAGACCAGCACAUUCAUCUCUGUCGCCCAGGUGAUCACGUGCGUCAGAGAAUGGAAAUGGAGGUCAAGAGGAUGGGCUUCGACACGCAGAACGUCUGGAGAGUGUCGGACAUAAACUGCAAUUUCAAGCUGUGCGCCAGCUACCCACAGAAGCUUCUGGUUCCAAUAUGGAUCACAGACAAGGAGCUGGAGAGUGUGGCUUCCUUCAGAUCCUGGAAGAGGAUCCCUGUGGUGGUCUACAGGCACCAGAAGAACGGGGCAGUGAUCUCCCGAUGCAGCCAGCCCGAGAUCAGCUGGUGGGGCUGGAGGAACACCGAUGACGAGUACUUGGUGACAUCCAUCGCCAAGGCGUGUCAGAUGGACACCGGAGCCAAGGGUACCUGUGGAGCACAAGGCUGUCGACAGCGUGGGGAAGCUCCCGACUCCUCCGAUAGUGAUUUUGACUCGUCUCUGACGGGCGGCUCUGGCUGCGAUGAAAACACUGUGCCACAGAAGCUGCUGAUUCUGGACGCUCGCUCGUACACCGCUGCAGUGGCCAACCGAGCCAAGGGCGGAGGCUGCGAAUGUGAAGAGUACUACCCCAAUUGCGAGGUGAUGUUCAUGGGGAUGGCCAACAUCCACGCCAUCAGGAACAGCUUCCAGGCUCUGAGGACCGUCUGCAGUCAGAUCCCGGAUCCAGGAAACUGGCUUUCGGCACUUGAGAGCACCCGUUGGCUGCAGCACCUGUCCGUCAUGCUGAAGGCAGCCACUCUGGUGUGUUCUGCGGUGGAGAGGGACGGCCGUCCUGUCCUGGUGCAUUGUUCGGACGGGUGGGACCGCACACCACAAAUUGUAGCCCUCUCCAAGGUCCUGCUCGACCCCUACUACAGGACAUUAGAGGGCUUCCAGGUGCUUGUGGAGACCGAAUGGCUGGACUACGGUCAUAAGUUUGGGGACCGCUGUGGCCACCAGGAGAACGCCGACGAUGUCAGCGAGCAGUGUCCCGUCUUCCUGCAGUGGCUGGACUGUGUUCACCAGCUGCUCAAACAGUUCCCCUGCCUCUUUGAGUUCAACGAGGCCUUCCUGGUCAAGUUGGUGCAGCACACGUACUCGUGUCUUUACGGGACCUUCCUGUGCAACAAUGCUCGCGAGAGGGAGAUGAGGAACAUCUACAAACGUACCUGCUCGGUGUGGUCUCUGCUUCGCAACGGAAACAAGAACUUCCAGAACUUCCUCUACAUCCCCAGUCAUGAUAUGGUGCUGCAGCCAGUGUGCCACACACGAGCGUUACAGCUGUGGACAGCUGUCUACCUGCCCACCUCGUCCCCCUGCACCGCUGUGGACGAUUCUAUGGAGCUCUACCUCCCCCCGAGUGUCACAGGAGAUGAACUCACCUCCCGGUCCCUGGACAGACUUCCCAAGACCCGCUCCAUGGACAACCUGCUAUCAGCGUUUGAGAACGGGAUGCCCCUGACACGCACUUCCAGCGACCCAAAUCUCAAUAAGCACUGCCAGGAGGGUCGCUCUGCCCCCGAGUCCUCCCCAGCCAUGGAAGGAACCUCUGCGCACGUCUUUGAGGUCGAACCUGACGCUGGACUGGACAGCAGUGAGGGGGAACCUCUGCAUCCGAGUCCUACCAAGACCCCAGAGGUUGUCCCGGAUGCAGAGGGCUGUGAAGACACAGUUGAGGAGCCCUGUCUCACCACACAGCCCCUGCCCUCUCUACCCCUCUCCCCGGUCCUUCUCAGUGAGGACGUCCCACUCGCUCACACUCCCUUCCCCACUCCUGUCCUUCAACAGGCUUUGCCUCAGAUCACUAACUCUCCACUCCCUCCACCCCCGCUGGAGGCUGAGAGCCCCCGUAGGACUGCUGAAAGCACCACGUCACCCACUCACAGGUCAGAGCCCUGCUUACCUCUCCCCUGCAAGGGCACCGAGCCUGCAGCACCCACCUCGCUGCUUAACGGCCACGCUGACGGCCUCCCAGAACCUGCAGACCUGCUGGAUCUGAAGCAGCAAACACCACUCCUUCCCAUGGAGGACUCCACAGAGACUCUCACAGGUGAGGGAGAGUUUCCCCCUGCCCUGCCACCCACAGUGAGCCAGGACCUCACCGAGAAUAAUUUGAAUGAGGAGGAGAAGCCUAAGUCACAGGCCCUGGUUCAACCCCAGAAGGAGAAAGGGGACAUGAGCACAGACGUAGGGAAAGCAAAAGAGCGUGUGUUGACGGUUGCAGUAGCUCCUGUAGACUGUAACCAGGUAGCGCCUCGCCACCUGAUCCCCCAGAGCCAGUUCACAGACCUGUCCUUGCUCGGCUCCCACUGGGAGAGCGUCCAGGGUCUGGUACAGUCUGCCUGCAGCAGUGCCAGUCACUAUGGCGCCAGCCGGGCCCUGCAGCACAACACUUACCAGAGCCGUCGGCUUGCCAGUAAGCUGCUCCGCUCCCAGGGCUUCGCCAUCGGGUCCCAGUGCUACCGUAGAGAGGCUCUCUGUUAUCCCAGCAGCCCUCUGCAGGCUGGAUGGCUGUCUGCUGCCAGGAGUGCAGGCUACACCGGUCUGUGUGGGUCUGCUGCCGCUGCCCUCAACAGCUACUCCCUGGCGGGUCAUCAGCUCCUGCCCGCCUCGUACUCCUCGCCCUCCGCUUCCAGCUCCCCUCCCCCGCCCCAGACCCCAGCGUACCUCGAUGACGACGGGCUUCCGGUGCCCAUGGAUGCCGUGCAGCAGAGACUGCGGCAGAUCGAGGCCGGCUACAAGCAGGAGGUGGAGGUGCUGAGGCAGCAGGUGCGACAGCUGCAGAUGAGGCUGGAGAGUAAACAGUACAGUACGCCUCCCUCAGAGCCCGACAUCGACUAUGAGGACGACAUCACCUGUCUGCGAGAGUCGGACAACAGUAACGAGGAGGAUUCUCUGUCGACCCACAGUGAGGACCGUCUUUCUGAGGGCAGCUGGGAUCGAGUGGAACCCAAGGACACAGAGGUCACGAGGUGGGUGCCUGACCACAUGGCCUCCCAUUGCUUCAACUGUGACUGUGAGUUCUGGAUAGCCAAGAGGCGUCAUCACUGCAGGAACUGUGGCAAUGUGUUCUGUAAAGACUGUUGUCACCUGAAGCUGCCCAUCCCAGACCAGCAGCUGUAUGACGCGGUGUUGGUCUGCAACACCUGCCACGACCUGCUCCUCGAGGCCCGCACCCGCGAGAUCCGCAGCCAGCAGCUCAAGAAGGCCAUCACCACAGCCUCCAGCUGAGAAGUGUUGCGUAGCAUGGCCCGCCUCGGCUCUGUCCUGCUCGUUUAGCUGAGCGCCCCGUUGUAACCCCAACCUGCUGUGGUUUUGACUGCAGGGGCUGCAGGAAAUUCUUGCUCUUUGGGAGGCUCUAUUUGGGAGCAGAGAUGCUCUGUGAAGACGGUCUGUCUGAAAGGCGGAGAGGAGGAAAAGGUGUGAGAUGGAGGUGUGUCAGCGGGGGAGGUUUUCCUUUUUAGAACAAAACCUCCUGUUGGAAGACACUUUCAGCCUGGAGCACUGAGGCGUCGAGUGGCCUCCACACAGCUCCGUCCUCUAGCGGUGCCCGGUCCGAGACACAUCUCCAACCUGUCCACCCCAUUAGAGUCACGCACCUUUAGUACCAAACACCUGCACCCUCCUUAUAGACACUGUCUCGUACUUCAGAGGACAAUCUAUCACCCUUCCACGUGUCGGGGACUCCAAAGCCUUUACCUGUACUACUGGAGGCUUUCAACUUUAAAAGAAAAAAAAAUUGCUGCUACAGUAUUUAAAAGUCUAAUUUUGUAUUCUUAUUUUGUGCACUACUAGCUGUCGUGUUUUUGAGGGAAUUUGAGACCAAACUUGAGCAAAAGGGAGAAAUCUGCUGUUUACUUAGUCAUUGCAUCGUUUUCUUGGAGCCUGAAUGUAAUAUGUAAAUGGAUAACUGGAUCGAGUUUAUGUUCUCGUGCAUUUGGUGGGUCGUAUAUGUGUUCAUUGCUGCAAUGUGUUUUCAAAAUUAUGUAUAUGCACAGUCAACGUGGUUCCGUCUUUAUCAAUGCUUUUCUCCAGUAUAGCCAUGUCGUGGCAUUCGACGCUCUGAGGGAUGCGUGUGGACCGACAGAUGCAGUGUGCGUUUGUUUUGUGGGAAGUGUGCAAAGAGGAAGAGAACACGACAUCAUUGGGCAAAGCAGAUUUCUGUAAUAUCUACUUCUACUGUGAGAAUAUUACAUCUGAUGGUACUGUAUUCUGUGACGUGUGAAUGAAUGGCUUGGUGUCCACAUGAAGCUUGAUGUCCAUCUGACUGACUCCUACUCAGAUUAACUGGCGGUGAAGACUGGACAAAGUGCUCGGAGUUUCUUCUUCUGUUUAGGGGAGUUUGGCCACAGUCCGCUUUUAAAAAGAUGUUUGUGUCUCCUGGUUGUUCUUUGAGACAAUAGUGCCAUAUUACGUUCCGUCUCAUUUUAAAGCCUUUUUUUUUUUUUUUCUUCCUCUGGAUGGCAGCAGGUUUCUAAUUGGCCACCUAUCUCUAUGUUGUAAUGGUACAGAUAGAUGGAUAGCAGCUUAAUUGAGACAACUAAAGAUUAACAGAUGGUUCAGUUUGAUAAUGAGGCUAACCGUUUUAAUGGUUGAUGGGAUGUCACUGAGUUAGUUAACCUGUGUGAUUUUUCCAUUGUCUAAUAUUUGGGAUUUUUUCACACAGUGUCCAUGAAGUCAAAAUCUUUAAGAGGAACUCAGAAAUAUAACACGCAGUUUUCUGAUCCGUAGUGGGGGCUAAAACAUGUCACUUAAUGAAUAAUUGUUGUAAAGAAAUGCACUGUAAAAGUUAAAUCCCAUGGGUUAAAAUAAAAGAUUAUAUCGUG
This is a messenger RNA of Anarrhichthys ocellatus (wolf-eel), 8156 nucleotides long. It is a transcript of the gene mtmr4, whose product is annotated as myotubularin related protein 4. Gene Ontology annotation, cellular component: cytoplasm; membrane. Gene Ontology annotation, biological process: regulation of autophagy; phosphatidylinositol dephosphorylation. The record is from RefSeq and is a predicted model, not a curated record. The coding region runs from base 2881 to 6561 and encodes 1226 amino acids. Gene Ontology annotation, molecular function: phosphatidylinositol-3-phosphate phosphatase activity; phosphatidylinositol-3,5-bisphosphate 3-phosphatase activity; protein phosphatase binding. Lineage: Eukaryota; Metazoa; Chordata; Actinopteri; Perciformes; Anarhichadidae. The transcript has 20 exons.